Messenger RNA from Anolis sagrei ordinatus, 6015 nucleotides. Its product is annotated as tyrosine-protein phosphatase non-receptor type substrate 1-like. Gene Ontology annotation, cellular component: plasma membrane. The record is from RefSeq and is a predicted model, not a curated record. NCBI's taxonomy places the organism in Eukaryota, Metazoa, Chordata, Lepidosauria, Squamata, Anolidae.
CCUUGGUACGCUUGGCAUCCUCUCUGCUUCCUUGGGGAAGAUUUCUUCUGCAAGAUCAUAAAAGAAGACCUUUCCUUCUCCCCCCCUUUCUACUUUUGGCUUGGAGAGCUUGUGCCUUGGCACUCUUUGACACUUUCUUGGGGAAGGUUUCUCCUGGAAGAGUAAGAAAAAGGAACUGGUGGAGGAGAAUAAAGACCCUUCUUCCUUUUUUCUCUCCCCUCAUUUUGCUCUAGAGGAGGGAAGCUGCUAGGCUUGCCCCUCCUGGUGCUUUUUUGGCUUCCCUGGGGAAGAUUUUCCUGCAAGAGAAAUACCAAGAAGGAACAGAAGCUUGCCUUGGCAUUCUUUGGCACUGUCUUGGAGAAGAUUUCUUCUGGAAGAGGAAGAAAAGAGGGACUGGGGGAGAAGAAGAAAGAUCCGUCCCCUCUCUUUCCUCCCCCCAGUUUGCUCUGGAGAAGAGAAACUGCCAGGCUUGGCCCGCCUGGUGCCUUUUUGCCUUCCUUGGAAGAGAUUCUCCUGCAAGAGAAAUACAAAGAAGGAACAGGAAAGGGGCAUCACUCCUUCCCCUCCCUGGGUUUAGCAUGUGAGUGACUGAACCCAAGGACCUUGAUCCCAGCCUCUCUGCAACCCCCCUUUGGCUAUCAUUAGUCUCCCCUGAAACUCCCCAGAGUGUAUGCCAACAAAUCUAUGCGCUGCGCAUCAAUGUUCUGCCAGUAGCAGAUGAACAUGGACGCUGCUCCGGGCAUUUAUUCCAAAGGUCUGCUGAUUUGCUUCUGGGUACCACUGCUGCUUUCGAGAUGGUCAGGGGUCAGAGGCCAGACACCAGAGAUAAUACAAACUCCAGAGACGUUGUCGGUGUCUGCAGGAGAAGAGUUCACUCUGAAUUGCAUCCUGAAGGGGAUCGGAAGGCCAGGAGGGGUCCGGUGGUACAGGGGCCCCGACAGAAACCAACCGGCCAUUUAUACUCAAAAAGACUCCUCUUCUCGAGUGACGAGGCUUGUUCCUGAAUCCCCCACAGACUUCUCCAUCACCAUCAGUAACGUUCGACCUGAGGAUGCUGGGACCUAUUACUGUGUGAAAUACAAAAAGACAUCAGGAACAGAGGUGGAAGAAACCGCUGGGAAAGGCACCGUGGUUUCUGUGAUUGCUACACCUUCUCAGCCACUUAUCCAAGCACCCAUCAGCCGAGUGGAGGCGGGGGCCUCAGUGACUUUCAAUUGUACCUCCGACCGGUUCUCUCCCCGAGACAUUACAGUCACCUGGUUGAAGGACGCGAGGCCCAUCCAGCCCUUGCGGACCACUGUUCGCCCAGAAGGAGAGAGCAUCUCCUAUGAGGUUUGGAGCUCCGUGGAGGUGCAGCUCGCGAAAGAGGAUGCAAAGUCGCAGCUCAUCUGUCAGAUCGAACACAACACUUUGAGAAGUCCCUUGAAGCAGAGCUUUAGUCUUGGGGGUGUCCUCCGAGUUCCGCCUAACGUCCGAGUGGAAAUCGACCCGCCUCCUCCUGUCCACCUGAACCAUACUGUGACUGUCACCUGCAACGUGGAGAAUUUUUAUCCGAAUGACGUCAUCGUGGCCUGGCCUGAAAAUGACAAGAGUGAAACAGUAACUGAUGAAUCUCCGGUCCAGCAUUGGGAUGGAACGUUCUCUCUCAAGAGCUCUCUGGUGGUGAAGGCGACUGAAGAGAGGAAUCUGUCCAUAUUUACUUGCCUGGUCAGACAUAAUUCUCAGCCUCCAGUUAACAAAACAGCAACGUUGAUCAUCCGAUCCUAUACUGAAGGAAAUGAUAGUAACAAGUCCACUGAAGGUGAGAUGACCGUCUUCAUCAUCGUUGCGGUGGUUUGCCUGCUCCUUGUAGUGUUGGUGGUUUCAAUUAUCUACCUCGUCAUAGCAAGGCACCAGAAAGGGAAAGACCCUACAUCUGUAAGGCUACAUGAAGCUGAGAAGACUUCCGGAGCAACAAACCAAGAGCCUGAUCCCAACAACGUAACGUAUGCAGACUUGAACUUUGAGAAGGCCCCCGAGAAGAGCCCCCGCCAGGUGGUUGAAAUCAGCCAGCAGUCGGAAUAUGCCAGCAUCCAAGCUGCCAAGCCUCCUGCCAGCGACGAGAACGUCACCUAUGCAGACUUAGACAUGGUUCACCUAAGCAAAGCACCCAAGAGACCUGCCCCAAAGCCAGAGGAAACCAGCUCGGAGUAUGCCAGCGUGCAGGUACAGGGCAAGUGAUCUCUGGCGAUGGUCACUGGCUGUCCACUGGCUUCCCGGCCCUCUCCUGGGGCCAUCGGACGCCUCCUGGCUGGGCUUGGAUUCUUGGCCUUGGACUCAUGCUGGUUCUCAACAGAGGAGUGAUGGGAUUUGCCUGCCAAGGUGUGGUUCCUGCAACUUCUUUUGAGUGGAACUUAAUGUACGUAGCCAAGGUCAAGGAGGAAAACUAAUCGGUGCUACACACAACUGCAUCCUGGUAUUUGGGCUAGUUCAUGGUGCCUCUUCUCAUCCCCUGCUUUCUCGGUGGAGAGGAGAGGCCUAGACCAACUAAGGAUCUAACACAGCUUUUCUCACUGGAAUGGUAACUCUUCUUGUAGUUCAUCAACACACCGCACGGAGCCAGAGCUGCACGAUGGCAAGUGGUCACUUCAUUGGCAGGUGGGAUGUCAUCUUCAGCUCUUCCGGCUGGUAGCCUUCGCUCCCCUUCCUUUCAAGACAACUGUGUCCUCUCUGAUGCCACCAUCUUGAGACUCCUUCUCUGGAGCAAAGCCACACCAAUGGCCUCGGCUAGCUGUGUGGAGGAGAAAAAAACAACUGGGCACCAUCCCUCUGAAGAUACUUGAGCAGAGGUGGUGAUAACACGGGAGAAAGAAAUGGCCCUAUCCCAGGUUCUCCAGAGAGUGGAAGCCCGAUUUCUUGACCAAGAUCGUGUCUGUUUCACUUUAUAUUGCUGUAGUCCACAGAUAAGUUCUUUUCCUCCCCUUGACAGUAUGUCUGGGGACAGUGCCUCUUUGAGAUAUAGCAACUUGUUCCAGAUUAUUAUCUCCCCCCCCCCCCCAUCUUUUGCUGGCAAAGCCAAAUCUGUAGAACCUCUUUAGAUUUGUUGACCUCCUUACCCCUUUGUUUGUUUUAGUCUGUUUUCUUUUCAUUCAUCCGUAAGUGUUCCUAGUCUGGGGGGCCUUGUACACACAUCACAGCCUCUGUGAUAGGUUCACGCCUUAGAAAAUUAGGACCAUGUUGAGAAAUCAUGCCAGCUCCUAUAUCUUCCACUUUCCUCUUUGUUCACUUCUAACUCUCUCACAACUCUGGCUAAAUUGGGAAGCAACCUUAGCAACAAAAUCGAUUAUCUUCCCUUCCAUUUUCCUCUCCAUCGACGUCCUGACCCUCUCCCAAAUCUGGCUAAAUAGGGACACAACCUCAGUACUGAAAUCUAAGGUUUUCUCUUCGUUACAUUAUGGGCCGUCUCCCAAAUCUGUCAAAAUGAGGAAGCAACCUUAGCAGCACUAUUUAAGGUCUACAGUAUAUAAUUCCUCUGUAUGUGAGUGUGAGUGUGUACUUUUCUAAGAGGUAAUCCCCCCACUCCACCAACCAUCAUGCCAAGGCAGCUUGCAUGAUCAGAGAAGACCACAACCCAAAGCUAGUAGUAGUUCUCCAAUAUACCACAUCGACUCAUCCCUCUCCUCUAUAGUUGCUCCACAAUGUCUACAAAGCUGGGGAGAUCCCUCUGGGACCUGCCACUCUACUUAGGCUCCAUCCUGGUCCAGUUUGUAUGUGUGUAUAUGUGUUUUAAAGUGUGCCAGUCAUUUUGUUUUUCCCCACACCACUCACAAAUCUGCAGUAACACCACUGGUGACCCCACAAAGAAGCAAUGAAAGAUGGUUGGGCAAUGACUAUGAAAGGAAGAGGCAAAGGGGGGCUCUUGGUGUGCUGCUGACUGAGUGGCGGAAUAAGGGGCCAGACAUUCCCACAGGUCACCUACUAUGGGCCAAGGUGCUCUGUUAUCAAAAGAGAAACGUCUCCAUCCAAGAUCCAGAUGCCUAGGCAGCUUGUUGUCCCUUGACUUUACACCUUUCAGGAGCACUGUGUCUCCAUCCCAUCUCUGUCUCUGCCUCUCGAGGAGAGAGAGCAAGAUCGUGUCUGCCUUUCAAUGUGUCUGUCUUGGCCAAACCCAUGGGGUUGAUCCUUGCCUCCUUUGGUCUUGCUCAUUUUUCCAUUCCAUAAGUGCAGUUGAUGAAGUGGGGGAGGCCAUUGGAAUUGAAAAAACAGAGCACCUCUUUAUGGGGAGCAGAUAGACAGGGCUCCGCCUAAAGAGGUGGUCAUCCCACCUGUGUUGACUGUUCAGCAUUAUAACUGUUUACUCCUUUUAGAACUAAAAUAAAUUACCAGUAUUUGUGUAUGUUCUUUGUAAGUGGGUGUAGUACUGUGUACUUAGCACUAGUGUGAAAAGCACAAAAAAAAGCAAAGCAAGGCGUAUAGAGUGCCGGAGAUGAAGUAAGCUCUAAACUGUCCGAGACCGAGACAUCUUAACCCACCCGCUGUGACUCCUGCUGCCAGUAACCAAAAUUACUCCUCUCUUUUCUUCUUCUUCUUUUUGCUGUUGAUAUGUGGGGUUUUUUUUUUCUCCUUUGGUUUUGUUUUGGUGGUUGUGUGUUCCUCUUUAUUACAAUGCAGUUUAGGAACUAGCAGUUUGUGGGCAUAAAAGGAAGUACAGAAAAGGGAGACAACUGAGCAGUUGAAGCGAUGUCUUCCAAAUGCUCUACCACGGAUCUUCCACCCAGCCUUUAGUUCCAUGCUUCAUUUGAGGAGCUUUCAAGAUCCAGGGGGAAGGUUAUAAUGCAAAGCAGGUAGACCAUGGAGAGAUGUUGCAUUUCUCUUGCAGACAGUCCUUUUCAGGUCCUCUGUAUCUCAGAGGAUACUCACUUGAAUAGCUAGCUCAGUUUAAUAUUCUCUUUCCAGGAAGACACAACCAUGAAUGUGUCUUGAGACACAGGAGGAGCUUCCUCUUUUCAUCUCAAGAGAGCGAAAGAGCGGAAAUUGGGGCCACUGAGAAUGUUGCAAUCUUUUUUGAAAAGCCAGUUAGGAAGACAUCCAUUCUCCUGCUAUGAGAAAGCAGAGACAUAAAUAAGGAAUGAGUGCAUACAGUCCUGGGAACCUUGCAAGAUGUGGGCAUCUUCGUGGUGGCAUAUAGUCCUCCUGAUGUUGCAAAUACAAAUUAUUUCAUCCACAUCCUCCUGGCUAUUUCCUAGUACCGUCCUCCCAAAAUGUGAGGGAGGAAGUGCAGUUUUGGGACAGUACGUUGUCAGAGCCAAGUUACAUGUUACCUUAGGUGAAUAUCUCCUUCCAAAAAUGGCUUCCAGGUGUCCUUCCUUCCUAUGUUCAUGUCUGCAGUGUUUUGUCCAACAUAGCCAUGGGCACGCUGAGGGUCUUUACUCCCUCUCUGCAUUUGUGGCUGCCAAGAAAAGUAAAUCUUCAUGAUAUCCAGACAUUGAUCCACUCCAUAAGUGUUGCAAAUGGGGAGGAAGGAAGUAGACCCAUGGCUGCCAUUUUGAGCCACCACAUAGCUGACUCUUUUGGAUGCCACAGUGGUGUCUUUUACUCCUGAUGUUUACUCUGGCCAUUAGACAAGGCAUGAUUUUCCCAUCGACUGUUCUGUUACAUCCAAAUGCCACGCCACUACUCUUCCUUCUCUUAGUGACGGUAGAUAGGAAAAUAAGGAAGUUCAAUGGUACCAUUGCUUGGAAGAGAAUUCCAAGAGCUUUAGCUGGCCGUCGCCAGCCCAGAAUUGAGGAGGGGUGUUGAAGACCACCCUUUGUACAGACUCAUCAUGUGGCCCUGGUUUUGCAGGGAGGGAAAUGGGACCAGGGAGAGGAAUAUAUGAAGCAGUUGGGAUAUAUUUGUUGUGGAUCAAAAAUAUAUAUUAGGUGACUGUUUGUACAGAUUGCACCUUAAGUUUGUUUUCGGUUGUUUUGGAUUUUGUUUUGGGUUUUUUUUUUCCUUUCGCUUGCAAGAUAUUUUUGUAAUAAAAUGUUCAAAGUC